Molecule: messenger RNA, 3132 nt
Organism: Pygocentrus nattereri (red-bellied piranha)
Lineage: Eukaryota; Metazoa; Chordata; Actinopteri; Characiformes; Serrasalmidae
Gene: mcoln2
Product: mucolipin 2
Exons: 14
Coding region: 53-1717 (554 amino acids)
Cellular component (GO): membrane
Molecular function (GO): NAADP-sensitive calcium-release channel activity
Source: RefSeq, a predicted model, not a curated record
GUCACUGAACAUGUGAAAGUUGAACCGCUGCACAGCCGCCAGCGCAGUCGUUAUGGAGUUGUUGGACAGAAAAUCAGAUUCGACGAGCAUUGACAUGCCUGUGACCCUUGAGCCUAUGAUGGAGGAAACCCUGAGAGAAGACCUGAGAUACUACUUCAUGAGUCCCUGUGAGAAAUACAGAGCGAGACGACAACUACCGUGGAAGCUGGCCGUGCAGAUUUUAAAAAUAGUUAUGAUUACGACUCAGCUUGUUCUCUUUGGCCUUAGCAACCAGCUUGUAGUGGCCUACAAGGAAGAGAACUUGAUGGCUUUCAAGAAUUUGUUCCUGAAGAGCUACAGCGGUGUAGAUGAAGAUGACUACAGUGUGGCUGUUUACACCAAACAGAGUGUCAUUGAUAAUAUAUUCUAUGUCUUAGAUCAGUAUUCUCAGUUAGACCAGCUGUCUGUCGGCCCUGUUAGCUAUGCAGAGGAGAACAGGAGGCUACUGCCCUUGGUAAUCUGUAAAGAGUCCUACAGACCGGGCAGGGUGGAGUCGUCAGAUGAGUCCUAUGAUAUUGAUGCCCAAACUGAGAAAGUUUGCUUGACUUGGGAUCCUAAGUCCAUUGCAACAUGGAGAACAAACAGUUCCACUUUCUUUGAGCUGGACUUUUACAGGCUUGUCAACGUUGAGAUCUCUUUCACACUUAAAGGAAUUAACCUACAAACCAUAAGCUCACAUGAGCCGCCUGACUGUUACAUGUUUGCUGUGACGAUUACAUUUGACAAUCAAUGCCAUAGUGGAAAAGUGAAAAUUACCCUGGAUCUUGAUGCUGUUAGUAGUGCAUGCAAGAACUGGAAGAUAUCUGGAACUGCUCAGAAGAAUACUCACUACCUCCUGAUCUUUGAUGGCUUCAUUAUUUUAGUGUGCCUCACUUCUGCUGUGCUGUGCAUUCGCUCCAUUGUUCUUGCAAUUAAAUUACUUCAGAGAUUUUCCAAAUUUUGUCUGAAAAAAUACAACCGCAAAGUAUGUGAGGAUGACCAAAGAGAAUUUUUAAAUGGGUGGUAUGUCUUGGUAAUUAUCAGUGAUGUUAUGGCAAUCAUAGGAUCUGUAUUGAAGAUGGAAAUACAGGCAAAGAGCAUGACUAGCUAUGAUGUGUGUAGCAUCUUUCUGGGAACAUCCACACUCAUGGUGUGGGUUGGUGUCAUCAGAUAUUUGGGAUAUUUUCAGAAAUACAAUGUUCUUAUCCUCACUAUGCAAGCAGCCCUGCCAAAGGUGCUACGCUUCUGCUGCUGUGCAGGAAUGAUCUAUCUGGGCUACACAUUUUGUGGGUGGAUCGUCCUGGGGCCCUAUCAUGAAAAGUUUGAAGGUCUCAGCCGUGUGGCUGAGUGCCUCUUCUCUCUCGUGAAUGGAGAUGACAUGUUCCCUACAUUUGCGGAGUUCCAGCAGAAGAACACUCUGGUGUGGUUGUUCAGCAGAGUCUACCUCUACACCUUCAUAUCUCUCUUCGUCUACAUGGUGCUUAGUCUCUUCAUAGCCCUCAUCACAGAUGCUUACGAGACCAUCAAGGAGACCAGAUUCCCCUUGACCAAGCUGCAGCUGUUCCUGAGGACAGGGAAGGAUUUCCCCCUGCUGGAGGGGGAGGAUGAUGGUGGGAGCAGAGAAAAUGGUGGCCCCUCGGUCAUGCUAUGUUGCUGCACAAGAGUUCCCAAAGAGGAUACCACUAUGCUUAUCAGCUAACAGCACGUGUAGAGACCACCUCAGGAUGCAGAAAUUAGCCAAGACAAGGCCAUGUGCAGUGGCAAAAACUGUGAAUGUGAACUGUUUUACAGAAUACUUCCAUCAUGGUGUGCAUACUAUACACCAUCCAUCUAGUCCAGUGGAGGAAAGGAAUACUGCCUAAUUCACUUGAGUAUGAGCGAUGGGGAAAAUAAUGACUCACAUUAGCCAAAGGAAAGAAGACUAAACAUCACUAACAACCACUACAAUAUAAUUAAGAUGCAAGACAAAAAAAAAUGUACCGUGUCAGAUGACAUGCAGAGGAAAUAUCUAAUGCAUCUUAAUAUGAAGUGCAAUAUUAUCCCUUGCAUGUGGAUAAUGGGAAAUGCUGUAUAAUUGGGGGAAAUGCAAUGUGUUCAAUGCAAUUAUUUAUUAACACAGGUUAUCUCCUUGUCUCGGAAAAUGCAUUAAGGCUGUAGUGCAUCAUUAAUAUUUAAUGAUGGUCUGUACAGUGGUGAUGAUUUGUCUGUGUUCUUAGCUUCCAUUACAUGCAUUUGUUGAACAACAGGUGACAAAUAGGUAUCUUCAUCUGUCAUGUUUGCACUUUUCUAGAACAUUUUCUCCAUAUUUGUGAUCUUUCAUCUCCUUGUCUAUAUUUUGACUCUGUAUCUAAUUGCUAUUGGGUUGUUUUUUCAAAAAGUUUUAUCUAAUAUCUCAAAACAAUGUUUUUUUUUCCAGAAUGUUGACAUCUUAAAAUAACUUUUUUUAAAUAACUUUUUUUUUAAUUUUGAUAUGGCAAAAUAAAUUUUGAGAUGUCAAAAUAAUGUGUUAUUACAUAUCAAAGAAAUAUGUAAUACAUUAAAGAUAUGUAGUCAUUCUGAGAGUCAGAAAUGAGAGAAAAUAAGUUAUUUUGACAAAAUAGUUUUUUUUACAUUACCAGUCAGAAUGUUACAUAUUGCAUACACCAGAAACUGUGUGUGAAAAGAGUUUCUUUUCAUUUUCUUUGAACCUAGUAUACUUCAUAACAUUUAAAAUCCAAUCAGAUUAAAAAUUUAUGGGAAAGUGGACAUGUCAUAACAUGACUGUUGCAUGUUGUUGAGAGACAUCUGGAAAGAUAUGGAGUGAUAAGCUACCCAGCAACUAACCUUGGUCUACUGAAAACAGAAUUCCAGAGAAUAAUGAAAGUGUAGGGACAGGUUUUAUUUCAACAUUUAAGUAGUCUAACAGCUCUCAGGAUUUAUUUGAACGUCCAGAUAGUCUGAUGGGAUGUACAAACCCGUAACCAAUCAUGUCCAACAACUAAUUCACACUAAUAUGACAAGGGAAAAUGCUGCAGAAGUUCUUGGUGGUUGAAUUUUGUGUGGUUAUAUGUUGAAUGAUCUAUCAGUCAAAAAUAAAAUGUUAUUAAAAUAAAAGGUUCUGGUUCUAAAAUCUGA